Messenger RNA from Entelurus aequoreus (snake pipefish), 4242 nucleotides. RefSeq names its product sorting nexin-19-like. The record is from RefSeq and is a predicted model, not a curated record. Bases 165 to 2840 code for a protein of 891 amino acids. Lineage: Eukaryota; Metazoa; Chordata; Actinopteri; Syngnathiformes; Syngnathidae. Gene Ontology annotation, cellular component: intracellular membrane-bounded organelle; early endosome membrane. Gene Ontology annotation, molecular function: phosphatidylinositol binding. The transcript is spliced from 12 exons.
GAUUUUUGAUCUGGCAAGUAAAGUGGACACCUAAAGGAGCUAAUUGUACAGACUGAUCCAGUUAAUCUUUGGAGGAUUAAAACCCUGUUCCUAGGAAGGAAGACGGCCUGAGUUCCAGACAUGACCCUUACAUUAUUCUGGAUACAUUUCAACGUCUGGCUGUAAUGUUGUCAUCCAAGAGCUCUAAUCAAUGGACUCUGUCCGAGCUUCUGGGCCAACGGAGGCGGCUCCUGGGCCUUGGAGCGCUGAUGGCCUGGUUGGUCCUCUUCCACCUCCUUGUGAACGUCUGGCUUCUCUGCAUCUUCACCAGUCUCCUUGUGGUUCUGGGGGGUUGGCUCGGAUCCCGAGCCAUUCUGGAUGCCAAUAGGCUUUUGCACUUGGAGCACUUCCUCCCUCUUGGUGGGGGGACGCCUCCUCUGUGCUCCGCCGAACACGAGUGGAGGCUCAACCAUGAGAUCCACAACGCCGUCCACAAAGCAGUGCGUGACUUUGUCUCCUCCUGGUAUCGCACUCUGCUGCCAGAGGUGGAGGGUGAGUUUGAGCGUGCGGUGCGUAACUCCAUGCUGGAGUCCGUGAUGGAGCUGAAGGAACGUGCGAGGCAAGUGGACAGAAAGGCUCUGGUCCAACGUCUUCUAGAGUUGUAUGGCUGCCACCUGCAGAGCUACAUGACAGCCAGACACGUGCAGCAGACACGUGGAAAGAAUGUUAGCCUUUGGCAGAUCUACCAGGAAAUAGAGAGACCCCAUCCAGCUGUGAGCGAUGCAGCUGCUGAGCUCAGCUAUGCAAGAGCUCUGGUGAACCUGGUCUUGCAUGUGCUUGUUCCGUACCCUCAGAUGGAAACCCGGACGGGAGGGUACAUGGUUACUGAACUCAUAACCUGCAAUGUGCUUCUGCCGCUCAUAAGCAGGGUGUCUGACCCCGACUGGCUCAACCAAACCAUUGUAGACAUCUUCAACAGGUCAAGAAAACCACAAGAUGGCGCCCUGUACCAAUGUCAGUUCCACCAAGAUUCCUGGACCACCUGCCAGUCGUUUUCCGAGCCAAGCCUGGCAAGUGAGAGCAGCUCUGAUUUCCGUGAGCUGUCCAGCCCAAUCAGUGAGGAGGACUCGUCAGAAUGCAGCAGUCUGACUUGUUCUGGGAAGGCUGAUACUUGCCACGCGGGUCUGCUCACACCGUGUAAGGUCAACUGUUGCUCCCUCACAUCUGGACAGUACUCUCACCUCCAAGUGCUCUCAGUGGACUCUCUGAUGCAGUCCGACUCAGAAGACGACAUGACUAGACGUUUGUGCGAAUGCGGCCCCUCACCCAACUUCUGCAACUCUGUGAAUGUAAAGGAUGACGUGGAUGAUUUUGGCUGCUUUGCUCCACUGAAAAAUCUCGGGCCUAAGAUGACGGUGCCUGUGGACGCCCACUGGCCUGCAGGGAUUGCUCAAGAAAAAUCCCCAGCCGGUUCUUCAAGAGGACUUUCCCUGGGCCCCUUGAACUUCGAUGUUCCAAACAAACCAGCCUCGUCAGUAAACAUCCAGAAUGUGCACAUCGCUGGAAUAGUCAGUGCAAAGGAUCAGCGUGGAAUUGGAGCACAUCCUCUCUACACAAUCACGUUUGAGACAGCGCCAUGCCCUGAACGCGCCGACCUCCUGCAGUCUUUGGCCUGUCACUCGGUCAACCGGAGAUACAGCGAGUUCCUCAACUUGCAGACUCGUUUAGAGGAGAACCCUGAAGUGAAGAAGUUCAUCAAGAAUGUAAAAGGCCCAAAGAAAAUGUUCCCUGACCUUCCAUUUGGGAACACAGAUGGUGAGAAGGUGGAAGCCCGUAAAGGUCAAUUGGAUACAUUCCUUAGGUUCUUUGUUUUACAGCAACUCAGCAGUAUUCCUGAGACGGCCAUGAGUGAGGACAUGCAGGAGUUCCUGGCUUUAAACUCUGAGGUUUGCACAUAUUUUGAAAGAAAGCCAUUUGGCAAGUCAAGAAUCGAUAAGAUGAUGGAAAAUGCUUUAGACACACUCAAGACUGCCUUUCCCCACCCAGAGGUCUUAAGUCCUACAGAGGACUCUGAGGGAGACUCUGAUGGCAGAACAAUGGACAGCAGAAAGUACAUGAGGCUCAUGUUCCCAAGUAAAGUGUCUCCAUCUCUCAAUACACCUGACUUACAUCCUAAAGUGACUUACAGCUUUAGUGACGGCAGCCCUGUGCUCAAUGGCAUGUCCUUGUCCAGGUUGGAGAGCUUUGUGCAGGAGCAGGAAAGACUUCUGAACGAGCCACAAGGCCGAGGGACAGCCAAGCAGAGUGCCGCCUCCACUGCGGACAAGAAGACACCCGGGAAAACUACAGACACAGCUGUGGCGGAUGUUGCUCUGAACAUCUUGUGUUUGUUGAUGAAGGACCAGUGGAGUUGGCUGUGCACUGAAAACAUCCAGAAGACCAUCAGACUCCUCUUUGGCACUUUUAUUGAGAGAUGGUUGGACGUAGGGGUGGCCCACCUCACCAGCGCCCCCUGCUGGGUCAUUUACCUCCAAGUGCUGCAGGAGGCCGUGUGGCCCGGAGGCACACUGCCCGCUCAACCGCAGCCUGAGCGCAGCGCCGCAGAACGAGGGGAAACCAAGGAGCGAUGCCUGGAAUGUCUAACGCAGCUACUUCCAGAGCUCAUCACUGACUUAUUAGGCAGUGAGAAGUACAGACUGAGUUUAGCGACCACGCUGGAGUCUUUGCAGGACCACCACAUUAACAAGCAUCUCCUUUACUGCCUCUGUGAGCUGCUUCUUGACUUUCUGAUACCCGAGUGGUGCGAUGAUUCCUUCCAGAGGUCUCUUAUGCAGAGUCUGUCCAAAGAUAAUCUCACAUGAGGGCCACACUACACCACAGCUGUCUCACAGCUGGACGUUGACGGCCAACAUGAUGGGCUCAUAACCUGGGCUGUCGGUUUAAAAACAAUGGCGCAACAGCCGCAAAGUUUCUUGCUCUAUUGUAUCGCCCAGAUCCACUAUCUAAUGAUGUCCUCAUUUAAAAUGCUGCCUUGCAAAGAUAAUAAGGCUCAGUCUUUGUCAUGAAAAUAUUUCUUCAAUAAUAACAACCUGGGAUAAGAAACACUUUGGCAUGUAUCAACAAAACACACAUGAAGAUGAUAAAAUAUUAGAUAGUUCUGAGAAAGAGUGAAGUUACCUACAUAAGUAUUGCGUGUUGUAUAUAUCAUACAUAUGCAGUGUUGGGACUAACGCGUUACAAAGUAACGUGUUACUGUAACGCCGUUAGUUUCGGCGGUAACUAGUAAUCUAACGCGUUAUUUUUUAUUUUCAGUAACUCAGUUACUGUUACUACAUGAUGCGUUACUGCGUUAUUUUACGUUAUUUUUUUAAUGUAGUAUCAGCUAGAAACAGAAGAUCUGAGUGUGUUUUAUUGGAGCGCUGCAGUGUAGUCCUUCUGAAUCUUCUUGUGUCACAAGCCGGAGGCGCGCUCUGUGUGUGUAAUAACAGUACUGAAAUGAAGGCUAAAAGGGCAUUAAUGGGAGCUUUUAAAAAAAAGAAGAAAAAAAAGAGUAAAUAAAUAGUUACUUUUCACAGUAACACAUUACUUUUUGGUGUAAGUAACUGAGUUAGUAACUGAGUUACUUUUGAAAUAAAGUAACUAGUAACUGUAACUACUUACUGGUUUUCAGUAACUAACCCAACACUGUACAUAUGUAUAAGUGACAGUACUGGACCAUCAUGUUUGAUGAUUUGUGUUGCUUAUUGGUUAUUUUCAGUUUGUUUUAAAUGUUGGUGAACAGCUUUGUGUCAAUGUCUGAUUGACAUUUUCUCAAAGAGUGCAAUUUCUGGACAUGUUUUCACUAACAUGUGCAUUUACAAACAAAUAGAGAAACAAGUGAAUAGUGAAUAAUGUAAUAAUGUUAUGAUGUGGGAGCCCAGCGUUCAAAUGUGUCAAUAAAGCCAACAGUGUGGUCAUCUUCCUAUUAGCGUUUGAUCUUUUCUUGCCAGAUGAUCUCUUUGAUGCAGCUCUAAUAGUGUGAAGUAUUACAACUUUACUUUGGCACCCACAGUAUUUAAUUAUCUCUUGAAGCCUGAAACUGUAUAAAAAUGUGCCUUUUAUAUCUGACUUGCAUGGUUAUUUCAAACGAAACGAGGAACAGAACAACCAGCAUAUAUGAAGUGUUUGCAUAUGGCAACAUAAAUCACUUUUGGGAGAUUUCUCCUUACCACAAAAUAUGAAGAAAGUAAAAAGAAAGGGAAACAAGUUCUUUCUGACACUAAA